CACUCCGGGAACGCAGGGCUAGGGUGUCCGGGAGGGAUGCGGGUCCUAGAGCUCUGGAGAAAGAAUGUCCUGGUCCAGCUGCCUACGCACUGUCCCUCCUCGGGGCUUCUGGAGGAGCUAAGCCAUCUUGGGAGGGACUCAACUGAACUGGAAGGCUGAGGUCAGCCCCCCACCCUGGCCCCAGCAGAUGACAAAGAGCGUUCCUUGUUGCUCCCACCCUUAGGUAGUAAAGGGGUGGACCAAUCUUCCCUCUGCCCCGCUGGUGCUGUGCUGAGACAGCCCUUCAGUAUCCCGGCUAUCUAGAGGGUAACCAGUGUGCUGCUUCCUCCUCAGAACACCCUCCGUGCCCAGAUGCCAGAGUAGCUACCCUGUCCCCUGCUCCCCAGCCCAGGGGCAGUCAAGGGAAGAGCAAUGGAGACCUGCUUGGGCAGGCUCUGGCUAUGUGUGAUGCUGCUUCUGCCUCUUCUUCAGCUCUGCCAAGAUCAAGAGCUGUUUGGACCUUCUCUUCCAACACCAUCAGAGGAGGACCAGGUUCCUGAGGGCCUCUGGGGACAUUGGGGCCGGUGGGCCCCCUGCUCCCAGCCCUGUGGGGUGGGGGUACAGCGCAGAAGCCGAACAUGUGAACUGCACCCUGGCCUAUCCCUUCCUCCCCGACCCCCAAGACAUCCAGAAGCCCUCCGGCCCCGGGGUCGGGAUCAGGGCUCCAGACCUCAGACUCCCCGGGAUCCCCAGUCCCUGUACAGACCACCACCUCGGGGAAGGGGUGGCCCUCUUCAAGGUCCUGCUUCUCAACUGGGGAGAGAGAAGACCCAAGAGACUCAAGGGGCCCAGAGGUCCCGGGUUCGAGACCCUAUCAAGCCAGGGAUGUUUGGUUAUGGGAGAGUGCCCUUUGCCUUGCCGCUGCACCGGAGCCGCAGGCACCCCCGCAGAACCAGACUGGAGCAACCCAAGAACUCUACAGGGGAAGGGUCCCUUCCAUCCCAGCCUCUAAGCACAGAAGCGGCCCCUGCAGACCGCAGCCCUCAAACGCAGCUUCCGGAACUGCAUGCCCAUCCUGGCUCCCCCCAAGCUGAAACUCCAAAGCCUGGAAGUACUCAGAUAGAGAUGCCCCCCAGAAGCGGUUCUGCUCCCUCUGACACGGGGAUCCCUUCACCCACGUCCUUCUUUGGAGACAGUAGGUCUUUCCAGGGAUCCCCUGGGCCACGGAUGCCAUCUUCCCAGGGUUGGAACAGUCCCCAGGGAGCAGAGCCACGCCCUCAUCCUUUCCCUUCUGUCCCCCGGAGUCGGAGUCGAGGCCAACAGAGCAGGGGGCCCUGGAGACCUCGAGGGAGUCCUCCCAGGUCCCCAGAAGGCUGGCUGCCUCUGACAAGAGACUCCAGCCCCCGCUGGAGCCUUUUUACUUCCGGUAGCCCUGUUCCAAAAUGCCCUGGGGAAAGCGAGCAGCUGAGAGCCUGCAGUCAAGAGCUUUGCCCCCCUGAGCAGCCGGACCCCAGAGCCCUGCAGUGUGCCGCCUUUGACUCCCAGGAAUUCAUGGGCCAGCUGUACCAGUGGGAGCCCUUCACUGAAGUUCAGGGUUCCCAGCGCUGUGAACUGAACUGUCGCCCCCGUGGCUUCCGCUUCUAUGUCCGUCACACCGAAAAGGUUCAGGAUGGGACCCUGUGUCAGCCUGGAUCCCUAGAUAUUUGUGUCGCGGGUCGCUGCCUGAGCCCCGGCUGUGAUGGGAUCCUUGGCUCUGGCAGGCGUCCAGAUGGUUGCGGAGUCUGCGGAGGUGAUGGCUCUACCUGCCGGCUCGUUUCGGGAAACCUUACUGACCGAGGGGGCCCCUUGGGCUAUCAGAAGAUCCUGUGGAUCCCUGCGGGAGCCACCCAUCUUCAAAUUUCCCAGUUCCGACCCAGUUCCAAUUACCUCGCACUUCGAGGGCCUGGGGGCCGCUCCAUUAUCAACGGAAACUGGGCUGUGGAUCCUCCAGGGUCCUAUUCGGCCGUCGGGACUGUCUUCCAGUACAACCGUCCUCCUCGGGAGGAAGGCAAGGGGGAGAGUCUGUCAGCCGAAGGCCCCACCACCCAGCCCGUGGACGUCUAUAUGAUCUUUCAAGAGGACAACCCAGGUGUUUCUUAUCAGUAUGUCAUCGCCUCCCCUCCUGCCCUGGAGAGCCCCUCCGCCAAGCCUCCAGCCCUUCAACUUCAGCCUGAGAUGCUGAGGGGAGAGCCCCUACUUGCUCCAGCUCCCCGCCCAGUUCGGGCACCAGGCACCCUCCAGCGUCAGGUGAGGAUUCCUCAAGUGCCUGCCCUGACUCACGCCAGGACAUCCCUGGGGUCCGCCGGAUACUGGAAGCAAGUGGGGCAUUCCGAAUGUUCAGCAUCCUGUGGCAAAGGUGUUUGGCGCCCCAUUUUCCUCUGCAUUUCCCGUGAGUCAGGAGAGGAGUUGGAUGAACAGAGCUGUGCCACGGGUGCCAGACCCCCAGCUUCCCCUGAACCCUGCCAUGGGCCCCCGUGUCCCCCAUACUGGGAGGCUGGGGAAUGGACGUCCUGCAGCCGGUCCUGCGGCCCUGGCACCCAGCACCGCCAGCUGCUCUGCAGACAAGAAUUUGGAGGCGGUGGCUCCUCUGUGCCUCCAGAGCGUUGUGGGCAUCUCCCCCGGCCCAACAUCACCCAGCCUUGUCAGCUGCACCUCUGCGGCCACUGGGAGAUUAGCUCCCCCUGGAGCCAGUGCUCAGUGCGUUGUGGCCGUGGUCAGAGAAGCCGGCAAGUCCGGUGCGUGGGAAGCAAUGGCGACGAAGUGAGCAAGCAGGAGUGUGCUUCCGGGCCUCCCCCACCGCCCAGCAGAGAGGCCUGCGACAUGGGACCCUGUACCACAGCCUGGUUUCACAGCGACUGGAGUUCCAAGUGCUCAGCCGAGUGUGGGACAGGAAUCCAGAGGCGCUCUGUGGUCUGCCUUAGGAGUGGGGAGACCCUCCAGGGGGACCAGGAAGCAGGAGAAGGAAGCACUGAGCAGGGCUGCCCUCUCAGAAGCCGCCCUCCUGACAUGCGUGCCUGCAGCUUAGGGCCCUGUGAGAGGACAUGGCGCUGGUACACAGGGCCCUGGAGUGAGUGUUCCUCGGAGUGUGGAUCUGGCACGCAGCACAGAGACAUCAUCUGCGUGUCUAAACUGGGAACCGAGUUCAAUGUGACUUCUCCCAGCGACUGUUCCCACCUCCCCAGGCCCCCUGCGCUGCAGCCCUGUCAGGGGCAGGCCUGUGAGGACCGAUGGUUUUCGACUCUCUGGAGUCCGUGUUCUCGCUCCUGCGAGGGAGGCACGCAGACACGGGAAGUCCAGUGCCUGAGUGCCAACCACACUCUGAGCGCCCGAUGCUCUCUUCACCUGCGACCUUCCCGAAAGCGGGCCUGUAACAGCCAGCCCUGCCACCAGCGCCCGGAUGACCAAUGCAAGGACAACUCUCCACACUGCCCCCUGGUGGUGCAGGCCCGACUCUGCGUCUACCCCUACUACACAGCUACCUGCUGCCGCUCAUGCGCCCACGUCCUGGAGCGGUCCCAGCUGGAGCCUGCUUGAAAUGGGUCCAAGAGAUUCUUCUCUUCACGGUUUUCUUACGCUAGCACUGGGCACCCACUGGCGAGCCCACUCUGUAUCCCUCUGGCUUCUCACCUGGUCUCAGUGUCACCAGAGAUGCCUGCCCUCCGCUGUGAGAGGAUAAGGGGACUGUUCACCUGCUGUUGGGUUUGCUCUAUAGCGUGACGCCCUGAGAUGUGAGCCUACCUGGGUGUCUGCCACUGCGUAUGUGCCACUUCCCCAAAAGCAUACUGGGGAAGAGUGGGAAGUGGGCGACGCUUGUUUCCCGGAUGCUUUCUGGGCUGAGGAGGAUCAGAGUUACCUCCCCACACUAGUCUGAUCUACUUAAAGUGUGCCCCCCACAAGUUCCAGUGUGUGUCCCAAUCCUGAUUCCCAGGUCAGGUCUCACACCUAAGCUACCCUGCUGCCCCCCCCCCCCCCUAUCUAGCCUCUGUAUCCCUACCUCCCAUCAGCUAGGGGACUCUUGCUACCCUACCUUGCCCAGGAAGGACCAGGCCUCUCCAGAGCAGGGACCAGUUGUGAAGAGGAUGAAAAAGAGAGCUGUCAGCAUAAGACACCCUCGCCCCCACCCCCACUCCACCCCGAAAGUGAUGCCCAUCCCAGAACUAAUUUAUUUUUUAUUAAAGUUGAUUGUGACAAAUGAUGCUCUUCGUUAUCCUGAGGACCCCGCUGUCUGAGCAGUGGUCCAGAAUAUGGUGUGGGCAGGGGACCGGCACUUAGGAUGGGAGGAAGGGUAGGCCCCAAGGGCUAUGGAAUACGGAUCAGACAGCCUGGCUCAGAGUCCUGGGAUCCUGCUCUGCCUCACAAUUGCAGAUGGCCCAUUGGCCACUAGGGGCCACUGCCUCUCCCGGUUUAGGAGCCGUGGGCUUUUGAGUAGGCUCUUCCUGUAAUUUCUGGAAAUCCAGUAUGACUUUCCCGGGCCAAGCAGGCUGUGUGAGUCUAUGUGUGUGGGGUCACUGUUCAGGCCCUCUCGCCCUGGCCCUCGCUUGUUUUCCCAUGGGUGCACCUUACCCCAUUCCCUUGCUCAGCCGAAUCAGAAGAACCCAGCCUGGUUCUCUGGAAGUGCAGGAUGAGGGAGGCGUGGCCAAGGCAGUACCGGACGUCCUGCCAGAGACACAUUCCUUAGAGACGUCUCACCGGGCCUCCUCCCUCCGCCCCCUUCCCUGUUCUUUUCAAAGUAAAUAACUUGCUGAAGGUGCAGUGAAGGGGACAGCUUUUCCACAUUGCAAACCGGUCCCUGACCCUGUGGUUCUGAGGUCUGAGCUCUGGCUCCUGGAGGUAGCGCCCUCCCCAUCCCUGCCUCUCCAACAAGCUGGGUUUGGCCACUAGCAAGGCCUACAGGCCUAGUUUCACCCGUGACAACUGUGUUCUGAUCGGGUCCGGAGUCCCUUCUACCGCAGCAAAGCCCUUCCGCUCCCUGCCUUGGGACUCAGGCUGUCCUGGCUGUGUGUCGCAGAGCAGAAAGAGGACAGCACAGCGGGAGCAGAGUGGGUGGGAAGGACAGGGAGCCACUGGGAGAUCACAGAUGAGGCAGAAGGAUCACAAGGCCAGCCUGGGCUAUACUGUGUGACUAUCUCAAAAACACCAGGAAGAAAAACUGACUUCGGUCCAAAGCAGGGCACAAGGAGACUAUGCGAAUGCCCUGCCUCAGCCAGGCGAUGGUGGGGCAC
Messenger RNA from Microtus ochrogaster (prairie vole), 5240 nucleotides. RefSeq names its product ADAMTS like 4 (gene Adamtsl4). The record is from RefSeq and is a predicted model, not a curated record. Lineage: Eukaryota; Metazoa; Chordata; Mammalia; Rodentia; Cricetidae. Gene Ontology annotation, biological process: proteolysis; extracellular matrix organization. The coding region runs from base 412 to 3552 and encodes 1046 amino acids. Gene Ontology annotation, molecular function: metalloendopeptidase activity. Gene Ontology annotation, cellular component: extracellular matrix. The transcript has 18 exons.